GCGUCCGCGUGGUUCCUCCGGCGGGUGGCUGCUGCGGCGCCGCGCGGGUGGGUGGGAUCUGGCGAAUCCCCGCGCGCCGGGGCAGCGGCGACAGAGCGCCAUGGCGGCGGCUGUGUCGGCGGCGCCCAGGGCCCGCGCCGCGGGGAGGUGAGAAGCCGCCCGUUCUCCGCGACUGAGGAGGCGCCGGCCCGGCUCCGGCAUGGCCGGGAUCAUUAAGAAGCAGAUCCUGAAGCACCUGUCCCGGUUCACUAAGAAUCUUUCUCCAGACAAAAUCAACCUGAGUACUCUGAAAGGGGAGGGCCAGUUGACCAACCUGGAGUUGGAUGAAGAGGUUCUGCAGAAUGUGCUGGAGCUGCCCACCUGGCUAGCCAUCACUCGGGUCUACUGCAACAGGGCAUCCAUCCGGAUCCAAUGGACGAAGUUGAAGACACACCCAAUUUGCUUGGUAAUGGCCUUUCUUGAUUGCAUGUAUGAAUACGGCUUUGCCGAGAAGGUAGUGGAGGGGAUGUUCAUCAUAGUCAACUCCAUCACCAUCAAGAUUCACUCCAAGGCCUUCCAUGCUUCUUUUGAACUGUGGCAGCUCCAGGGCUACAGUGUCAACCCCAGCUGGCAGCAGAGUGACCUUCGUCUGACCCGCAUCACUGAUCCCCACCGAGGAGAGGUUUUAACAUUUAAGGAAAUAACUUGGCAGACACUUCGAAUUGAGGCAGAUGCUACAGAUAAUGGUGACCAGGACUCCAUCACUACCCCUUUGAGGCUUAUUACCAAUCAAGGCAGGAUCCAGAUAGCCCUCAAGAGAAGAACCAAAGACUGCAAUGUGGUGGCCUCCAAGCUGAUGUUCCUGCUGGAUGACCUGCUCUGGGUACUCACUGACUCACAGCUCAAGGCUAUGAUGAAGUACGCAGAGUCCCUGAGUGAGGCCAUGGAAAAGUCUGCCCAGCAGAGGAAGAGCCUGGCUCCUGAGCCUGUGCAGGUCACUCCGCCUGCUCCCACUGCUCAGCAGUCCUGGGCCCAGGCAUUUGGUGGCAGCCCAGGCAACAGCAGCAGUAGCAGCAGCAGCAACAGCAGCAGCAACAGCAGCCGCCUCAGCCAGUACUUUGAGAAAUUUGAUGUGAAGGAGUCCUCCUACCACCUGCUCAUCUCCCGUCUGGACCUGCAUAUCUGUGAUGACAGCCAGUCUCGAGAGCCAGGUGUUUCUGCAAGCAGACUCAUGGGUGGUGCCAUGCAGCUUACUUUCCGCAAGAUGGCGUUUGACUACUACCCGUUCCACUGGGCAGGUGAUAGCUGCAGACACUGGGCACGGCACUGUGAGGCCAUGGAGACCAGGAGCCAGUGGGCCCGGAAGCUGGUGAUGGAAUUCCAGACUGAAAUGGAGAAGUGGCAUGAAGAGACAGGGCUGAAAACGUCCUGGCACUUGGGGGUAGAUGCCCCCUUCCGGAGAAAAGCAGCUUCUUUCUCCAGUCCUGGAAAAAAUCCCCUUGAGAGGAUGCCCUCCCAGGGCCAGCAGGCCGCCUUCCGACCUCCAGCAUGGCAUCGCUUACGUUCUAGCUGCGUGGUUGUGCGGGUAGAUGACCUGGACAUCCACCAGGUUUCUACAGCUGGACAGCCAAGCAAGAAGCCAUCUACGCUCCUUUCCUGCAGCCGCAAGCUCCACAGCCUGCCCUCUCAGGUCUCUGCGAUUCACGUCGAGUUCACCGAAUAUUACUUCCCAGAUAAUCAGGAGCUCCCAGUUCCCUGUCCCAAUCUCUAUAUUCAGUUAAAUGAUCUGACAUUUACUGUGGAUCCAGUUAGCCUGCUCUGGGGAAACCUCUUCUGCCUCGAUUUAUACCACAGCUUGGAGCAGUUCAAAGCUAUCUAUAAGCUGGAAGAUUCAAGGCAGAAAGAUGAACACCUGGACAUCCGGCUGGAUGCCUUCCGGUUGAAGGUGAGCUUCCCACUGGAGAAGCGCGAGCAAGCGAAGUUGCAUCGUCCCCAGGCCCUUGUCUUCUCUUCAUCCAGCAUGAUUGCCACUAAUACCCGUCAUGCCCCACACUGUGGCUGUGCAGACCUCCAGAGUCUUUUCCGGAGUUUUGCUGCUGCUGAGUUCUUUCAUUCUAAUUAUGAUCACUUUCCCAGGGUUGCUGGUGGUUUUAGUCUUCUGCAUAUGCUGUUUUUGCACCAUGCCUUCCAGAUGGAUUCUGGCCUCUCUCGGCCUAGCACCCGCCCUCCCCAGAGGCCUGAGGCUUCCCAGGACCUCUGGUCCAUCCACUUUACCCAGAUCUCCUUGGACUUCGAGGGAACAGAAAAUUUAAAAGGCCAUUCCUUGAAUUUUGUGGCCCCUUUCCCCUUGUCCAUGUGGGCCUGCCUGCCUCUCCGCUGGCAACAAGCCCAGGCCCGGAGGCUCCUUUUGGCCUCAGAGGGGAGGCUUAAACCAUCAGCCAGCUUUGGAAGUCCUACCCGAUCUGAGGCCCUGGCCCCUGAUUCUGUGUCACAUCAGAGGUCCAAGACUGAGCACGAUCUGAAGAGCCUGUCGGGCCUCACAGAAGUCACAGGCAUCCUAGAAGGCAGUGGUGCGGCAGAUAGCAAAGGGCCUGCAACAGAGCUGGAGGAUGCAGCUGAUGUUCACGUGCUUGUGCACUCCCCCACCCACGUCCGUGUGAGGCUGGACCACUACCAGUACUUGGCCCUCCUCCGCCUGAAAGAUGUGCUUCAAGGGCUUCAGGAGCAGCUGGCCAAGGACACGCAGGCCAUGACUGGAUCUCCCCUGCAGGACCAGACGGCUUGCAUUGGUGUCCUCUUCCCCAGUGCGGAGGUGGCUCUGCUCAUGCAUCCUGCUCCUGGGGCUGGUGAUGUGGACUCUGCAGGCUCAGACACCACCAGCCUCAUAGAUUCUGAGCUGUCUCCAUCAGAGGAGCAGGAACCAAAGUCUGACACAUCAUUGGAGCAGGGCCCAGCAAGCCCAGAGAAGGUCCUGGAGGAUAGCAGCACAGAAAAUCUGGAUGUGGCGCACGAGAGGCCUCACAGCAAUGGAGAACUGCAGGACCUGGGUCCCUCUGCACAGCAGGUGGCAGGGAAGGGCCACGAGGCCGUCCAGUCCCUACAGGCCAAGAGGCUGAGCAGAGCCCAGGCCUCCAACUCACCAGCUGUGUCCAAGUCCCCUGCAGGCAGGGACCCUGCUGUGAAUGGACAAGGUGAGCCCAUGCCCCUGAAGAACAUUGAGGAAGAAUUAUCUAGUGCUAUCCACAUGACCAAAGAUGCUACCAAGGAGGCUCUGCAUGCCACCAUGGACCUCACCAAGGAAGCCGUGUCCCUGACUAAGGAUGCCUUCAGUUUGGGCAGAGAUCGAAUGACCUCCACCAUGCACAAGAUGUUGUCCCUACCCCCAGCCAAGGAGCCCAUGGCCAGGACAGAUGAGGGCGUGGCAACCCCAAUGAGUGGAGGAGCUGGCCGACUCCGAUUUUUCUCCAUGAAGAGGACAGUGUCUCAGCAGUCAUUCGAUGGUGUCUUGUUGGAUAACAGUGGCCCUGAUGACCGGAUUUCAGUGGACAGCGAUGGCAGCGAUAGCCUUGUGAUGCUCCUGGAGUCUGAAUCUGGUUUAGAAUCUGUUCCGCUGGGCUCUCUGCCAAGUGUCUUGGAUGGUGCCGGUGCUCAGGGCAGCCCUGUUGUGGAUCAUUGUGGCCAGGUGUCUCCAGAGGCCACCAGUGUGGCUUCGCCCAGCGCGGAGGACCUUGUCCAUCACCUGGUCUCGGUUCUGGUUCUGAGGGUGAAGGAGGUGUCCUUUGGGAUUGAGGUGCGUGGUGAGGACUUGACUGUAGCCUUGCAAGCAGAAGAACUGACCCUGCAGCAGCCGGGCACCGUGGCCCUCUGGAAGUUCCUGCAUGGACAGUGCCCUGCUCCAACCCUCCAAGAAUCCUCAAAUGUGCAGACUGACCGCAUCCGCCCAGCUGUGGGCCUUCGCUUCGAGGUGGGGCCUGGUGCAGCUGUUCAUUCUCCCCUGGCCACACAAAAUGGCUUCCUGCAUUUUGUGCUUCAUGGCUGUGACCUUGAGCUGCUCACUUCGGUGCUUAAUGGCCUGGGCCCCUUCCUGGAGGAUGAGGAAGUUCCAGUGGUUGUGCCCAUGCAGAUUGAGCUCCUGAACUCCAGGGUCACCCUGAAGGAUGACAUCCCCCCCAUCUACCCGACGUCUCCAGGCCCCAUCCCCAUCACGCUGGCCAUGGGACAUGUUGUGCUGACGCGCAGUGAUGAUGGUGUCUUCCAUAUCAGCGCUGUUGCUCAGGACAGAGCACCCACUGAAGUACCUAAAAGUGAGAAGAGGCAGCCCCCCAAAGAACAGGUGUUGCUGGCGCCUCGUGGAGAGGCUUUUGGACAGCAGGUGAAAGAACUGUCUGCCCUUCAAAAAGAACUUAUAGAAACGAAGCAAGCAUUGGCCAGUGCUAAGCAGGAGAAAGAAAAACUUCUUGAGGAGAUAAGGAGAUAUAACCCCCUCUUCGAGCUUUGAUAGUCGUGCUCAGCUGUCUGUGCCGAGGAGAGGGCGACCACCAGCAGCGGCACUGGGAUGGAAGGUGCCAUCCAGCGUGGACUGAGCCACCACGGAGGCCCGAGGGACCAGGCGUGCUUUCUCCUGGCUGUUAGAACUUAGAAGGAGGACAAGGCAGAGCGUGGCCACAUCCCAGGGAAAGCGCAGUAGCUUUGUGUGUGAUUCAAGCGGAGCGUUUGGCCCUCCGGGUCCUAGGCGGAAUCUUCUCCACAGCACGGGGCCAUUUCACCUCCUGGCUUCAUCGCCGAGAGAUUUGCUUCCUUCGCAGCCUGUUGGAACAAGUCACAGUAUUCCCCUGCCCACUCACAGAUCCACCAAAGAGUCCCAGAGCUUCCUGAAGCAGACCUGCAGAGGUCUUGGUCUGAGCUCUGGCCCUGCAAGUUGAAUAGGACAGGAAAUAGGUCAGCAAACGUGGGGUGAGGAAGCCCUGGCCUCGAGUUUGGGAACCGGAGCCGGGCUCCAGUCUUGGCUCACACUACCGCUGCUUGUCAGGGUCUAGCGUGCUGUCAGUGGGAAUUUCAUCACUGCGAUGCUGUCAUAGGAGGUAAAGAGCCAUACCAUCUUUCCUCUCUCUACAUAAUUUAUUUGGAAUUAAAAAUAAAGAAGAAAUACUUGCUCUGAGCUAGGUUGCAGGCAUGAUGUGGUAGGGGAUUGGUGUAAUGGACCUUGAUGGUGAGCCCCUUGACUUCUGCCCUCUGCCGCAGCUGCCAGGUCUCUUCCUGGGUCUCCCUGGGGUCCCUGCUCAUCUGCUUCCCAGCGCUGGGACUUCCUACCGGUGCUCUCCGCAGUACUUGGUAGCGUGGCAGCUGAAUGUGUGUUUCUUACACUUGAAUAUCUAGAUCUUGACCUGUUGCCUCUCACUCCCCCGUUACUGUGGGUUUUUAAAAUCAUGUGAUUUUAACCUAAGGAAGAGGCAAAACCAGAACAAAACCCUUCAGCCCAUUUAGGUUGGCCUUCCUCACCUAUAAAUGUGCUGUUUCUCCCAUUUUGUUCUUAAUUCUCCAGAAUUCUGCCUUUCCCCAUACUGCUUUAUGGUGCGCCUGCAGCUGUGCCAACUGGGCAGGAGUUCAUCAGCUAACUUGCCUUGACUUGGCAAGGUGGUGGGACAGUGAGUAAUGUCAGUAAAAUUUUAAUCAUACAUGACUUAUUGAAGGAGAGGUAAAAUGGUUUCUUUCACGAGGAGUCAUGCUUGACUUGUACCCUCGGUUUUUGAGGAUAAAAAGAAACAUGCAUUCUUAAAGGAACAAAAUUUGUUUAGAUUCUCCAAGGACUAUUGUCAAGUUUCUUCACUAAGGCAAAUUUUUAAACAGCAGUUACUAUGAGAUUGAGGGAAUUUGUCAUUCUUGGGAAACAAAUUAGAGACUUAAGAAUAAAGGAAUAAACAGUUCUUUUUGGAAAAACUGUUAAUAGGGGAUGUUUCCUAAGGUUUGAUAUUCAGUUCCACCUUAUGUCAGAUUACUAUUGGUGACUUAAAUGUAGGCUUUUGUAAUGAAAUAGGCUGUUUCAACUUCUAGGCAAAUGCAAGGUAGAUCAGAAGAGAUUUUUAAAAACCAAAAAGCCACAGAAAAGAUCACAAACAAGGCUGUGAAUAUUCAGAAAAAUGAUAGGUUCAGUAUCGCUGUGUAAAGUGAUGGGUUUAUGGAAGAGUAAUGAGCUAUGGCAGUGAGAGGUGUAGAACUCAGGAAGGACACUGCACCAUUGAGAGGGCAGGGGCAGCGUGCUGUUACGGCAGGAGCGGGCUGCCCUCUAAGCAUCACUGGGAGGGGCACUGUGCCCAGUACUGUGGACAGCACCGGAUGCACAGCCAUGGGCAAUGACUUUUGUUUGUUAUCCUAGAGACUGAACCCAGGGCCUUCCACGUGCUAGGCAAGUGCAAGGGGAUGGCGCUCUACCCUCAGUCCUUGGAGAUGCUUGUUUGUUUUGUGUUACUGGGGAUUAAACCCAGCGUGUGCUAGGCAAGUGCUUAGCCAUUGAAGUAUACCCCUAAGUGUAGCUUUAAGAUUUUUGUUCUUUCUUUGUUUUGUGGUACUAGGGAUUGAACCCAGGGCCUCUGCACUGAGCUACAUCCCA
Octodon degus (degu) is the source of this 6586-nucleotide messenger RNA. RefSeq names its product UHRF1 binding protein 1 (gene Bltp3a). The record is from RefSeq and is a predicted model, not a curated record. Bases 200 to 4477 code for a protein of 1425 amino acids. Lineage: Eukaryota; Metazoa; Chordata; Mammalia; Rodentia; Octodontidae. The transcript has 20 exons. Gene Ontology annotation, molecular function: histone deacetylase binding.